UGGAAGCAACCAGUAGUUUUCACCAUUUCGAAUGAAAACACCGCCGAACACCGACUCCGACAUGGCGACAAAUACUAAGCGGUGGCAGGGAUCUUCAGCACCAACUUCCAUUACGAAAGAGCGGCAACCAAGAAGAUGCUCUUCAGGUUCCACCACGUGUAAUCUACAGAUAACCUUCCCUCCUCCACCAUUGACAUGUAUCUGCAAUUGUUUUGACACCAGUUUAUCCCUCUCUGUGAAACCCAUGUAUUAUCUUAAUCUACAUAAGUAAAGUGAAAGUGAAGUGAAAUCAUCAACAAUUGGAUUAUAGACUUGGCGAUGGACUCCGAAAUAGGUGUGGUUGAUAACGUUGGGAAGAAGAGGCGAUCCAAUUUAACACGUGAUGAAAACGAUUUUAAAAUUAAGAGAGAAUCAAGUGCAGACAAAGAUAUAGCUUCCUUUCUAUCAUCUAAGGAAGCAACUUGUGGAGAUGACGAGAAUGAACCGGAGGUUGGAGAUGAUGAUGGUCAUGCUAUACAUGGAUUUCAUCUUGUUGAAGGAAAGAUGAACCAUGGUAUGGAAGAUUACAUAGUGGCAAGGAAUCAGAAGAUGAAUGGCUUUGAUCUUGGAUUAUAUGCAAUCUUCGACGGUCAUUCUGGCCGAUUUGUGGCGGAAUACUUGCAGAAGCACCUGUUUGAUAAAAUUCUGAGUGAUCCUGAAUUCUGGACGGACCCUAAAUCCACGAUGAAGAGAGUGUACAAACAAAUGAACGAAGAGAUCUUGGCGAACGUAGUGGGUUCUUAUGGAGGAUCCACUGCAGUCACAGCUAUUUUGGUGAAUGGGAAGAGGCUGAUAGUAGGAAAUGUGGGCGAUUCUCGAGCAAUCAUAUGCAGGAAAGGUGUUGCAGAGGCAAUAACAGUUGAUCAUGAUCCUGAGAGAGAGAAGGGGAUGGUUGAGAGGAGAGGAGGGUUCGUGUUGAAGACAGCUGAUAAUAUUUCACGCGUUGAUGGGCAGUUAGCGAUGGCAAGGGCGUUUGGAGAUGAGAGAGUGAAGGAUCAUAUUAGUGUCGAACCGGACGUUGUGUUUGUGAAGGUAGACAAUGACACAGAAUUUAUGAUCUUGGCUAGUGAUGGUCUAUGGAAGGUUAUGUCGAAUGAAGAGGCUGCUGAUUGCAUAAAGGACAUUGGGGAUCCUGGAGAAGCAGCUAAGGAGCUUAUUAGUUCGGCCUUGUCAAGGAGAAGCUGCGAUGACAUUUCUUGCGUUGUGGUCAGGUUCAUCCACUAGAUUUAGACUUUGUUUUAUGAUAUGAUCAUCUUGCUUUUGUUAAAACUUGCAAGCUUGUGAGGUUUGUUCAUUUCAAGUUUCUGUCUUAAUAAUAAUAAUAAUAAUAAUAAUAAUAAUCUACAAUGUCUGUUAAAUAUUA
Molecule: messenger RNA, 1402 nt
Organism: Impatiens glandulifera
Lineage: Eukaryota; Viridiplantae; Streptophyta; Magnoliopsida; Ericales; Balsaminaceae
Product: probable protein phosphatase 2C 58
Exons: 6
Coding region: 319-1263 (314 amino acids)
Biological process (GO): protein dephosphorylation
Cellular component (GO): nucleus; cytosol
Molecular function (GO): protein serine/threonine phosphatase activity
Source: RefSeq, a predicted model, not a curated record